ACGGGGAUCCGCACGGCCAGCGCCCAGGCUGAGCGCUCGCUGACCGGAGCCUCCUUGGGGGGCGCUCGAACUUGACGCCAUGCCUUGCUGCCCGCGCUCGUGGCAGCGCCUUUCGGAUUCCGAGGGAGAGGAACCCGCCCGCGAACGCCGGCCCCCUCGAUUGCACAGUCCCGGCAGCUCUUGGAAGAACGCCCUGGGCUUCUGGCUCCUGGGCCUUUGCAACAACUUUUCCUAUGUGGUGAUGCUCAGCGCGGCCCAUGACAUCCUCAAACACCAGAGGACUCCUGGAAACCAGAGCCACGUGGACCCAGACCCAACACCUGUCCCCCACAAUGGCUCCUCUCGCUUUGACUGCAACUCGGUCUCGACUGCUGCAGUGCUCCUGGCCGACAUCCUCCCCACGCUGCUCAUCAAGGUGCUGGCUCCCUUCGGCCUUCAUUUGCUGCCCUACAGCCCAAGGGUGCUCGUCAGCGGGGUUUGUGCUGCUGGAAGCUUCAUCCUGGUGGCCUUUUCUCAGUCCGUGGGGACCAGCCUGUGUGGUGUGGUCUUGGCCAGCAUCUCAUCGGGCCUGGGGGAGAUCACCUUCCUCUCGCUCACCGCCUUCUACCCCAGGGUCGUGAUCUCCUGGUGGUCCUCGGGCACAGGGGGCGCAGGGCUGCUGGGAGCAUUGUCCUACCUGGGCCUCACGCAGGCUGGCCUCUCCCCACAGCACACCCUGCUGUCCAUGCUGGGCAUCCCCGCGCUCCUGCUGGCCAGCUAUUUCUUGUUGCUCACGUCCCCGGCACCCCAGGAUCCUGGAGGGGAAGAAGAGGCAGAGACGGCGGCAGCCCGGCAGCCCCUGAUGAGUCCUGAGACCCCCAGGAUGCAACCAGGUAGGAGAGGAAGGGUCCCAGGCUGUUCGCUGCCAGGUCCUUCUGAGUGGGGUCCUUUCCAGCGGUCGGCCGGGGAUGGGCGGGAGUGCUGGCUCCGAGGGAGCCGGGUGCACCUCCCCCAGGUGUACACCGAGCAUGGUCAGGUGGUUCACGUCCUGGCCACAGACAGGGCAGGCGUUGGGCUGGAGGGGCCCUGGGUGGUGGGCUACCCUGCUAGGAAGCUCCCCUACUGCCCACCCCCCUCCUUCAGGUACCAGAUGCUGUACCAGGCGGGUGUCUUUGCCUCCCGCUCUUCCCUCCACUGCUGUCGCAUCCGCUACACGUGGGUCUUGGCUCUGCUCCAGUGCCUCAACCUGGCCUUCCUGAUGGCCGACGUAUGGUUCGGCUUCCUGCCAAGCAUCUACCUGGUCUUUCUGAUCGUUCUGUAUGAGGGGCUUCUGGGGGGCUCGGCCUACGUGAAUACCUUCCACAACAUUGCCCUGAAGACCAGCGAUGACCACCGGGAGUUCGCCAUGGCGACUGCCUGUAUCUCAGACACCUUGGGGAUCUCCUUGUCGGGGGCCCUGGCCUUGCCACUGCAUGACUUCCUCUGCCACCUCUCCUGACCCCCGGGCUCCUGAGGGCCUGGAUGCACUGCCUGUGGGCCAGCAGGCAGGUCAGCCAGGCCCAGAGCCCAGAGUCCAGAGCCCACCCACGAACUCCGCUGUGGAAAGUCCCCACAGCCCCGGGAGGGAUGUAAGUGCCACGGCCCUGCUUUCUCUGAGCGUGGGGACACCCGAGGGCCGCCACAGCCUCCCAGCCCCGAGCUGGUCUCAGGGAGUUUCUUAUGGCUUUAUGGGGGACACCCGAGGGCCGCCACAGCCUCCCAGCCCCGAGCUGGUCUCGGGGAGUUUCUUAUGGCUUUAUGGGCCUCGGAAUAAAUGCCUAUUCUAUCAACCGA
Echinops telfairi (small Madagascar hedgehog) is the source of this 1812-nucleotide messenger RNA. It is a transcript of the gene CLN3, whose product is annotated as CLN3 lysosomal/endosomal transmembrane protein, battenin. Gene Ontology annotation, cellular component: membrane; lysosome. The coding region runs from base 80 to 1477 and encodes 465 amino acids. Gene Ontology annotation, biological process: lysosomal lumen acidification; lysosome organization. The transcript has 12 exons. The record is from RefSeq and is a predicted model, not a curated record. Lineage: Eukaryota; Metazoa; Chordata; Mammalia; Afrosoricida; Tenrecidae.